AUGUGCCCGAUACGAUGUAAAGUACUUAACAUCGGUGAAACUGGAAGAACACCCGGUAUGCGCGUAACGGAACAAUUAGCUAGCGAGAGGUGUAGAAUCUUGAAGUCGCUACUCGUAAAGCUAAGCGAAGGCAUUGAAGAAUGGAUGAUGAUCGAAAUGCAGGGCACUAUUGAAAAUGGUGGAAAACCGCUCUCUGAUGAAGUCUUAACCACACAGCUUAGGCGAAAGACGCGGACUGUAGUUGACCAUAGGAAUCAUGUGUCCGUCUUGCAACCGUGCUCAACCACUUACAUAAUGAUUAGUAGUCUUUGUUGGCGUCGUGAGGACAAUGAGGCGUUACUCUUAGUUGGUCAUCAUCUACUAGAAGGAAAGAUCUCGGAACUCGAAAAACCAUUCCUUGUCGUCCGAACGACCCCUGGCCAGGAUCCC
Molecule: messenger RNA, 429 nt
Organism: Strongylus vulgaris
Lineage: Eukaryota; Metazoa; Nematoda; Chromadorea; Rhabditida; Strongylidae
Source: the annotation of a GenBank genome assembly